AUGAUGGCCAGUUUUGAUCGUGAACAAUUAUUCACCAUUGUCAGCUUAGUGCUACUCAUAAGUCUGACAGCGACAUCGAUCGGAGAGGACACUACUCUAACAAGUGAAUCGAAGCCGAAACUACUGCAAGCUGCUCAAGCGUUCUACUUCAUUGCUUUGUUCGCCUUCGUCUUCGCGCUCAUACUAUACUCAGUAUACACCUUUAAAUUCCGCAGCAAAGCUUUGAAAUAUGCCUAUAUCGCAUUGAUUGUAUCAGGAUUUGUGUGUGCAGUACUCAGUGUUAUCAUGUACUAUCAAGCAUUCUCCAAAUAUCGUACAGUUAAACCGGAAUCGAAUUCAUGGCUGAUUGCAGCUAUAAUGGCGGCCUUCCAAUUGAGUGUUAAAAUUGUUUCUGUUUCUCUGGUAAGAACUGAUGAAAAGUCAGUACGGUCGGAGUGUUACACGACGCGGGAUGAUUGUUGCCCUUCAGAUGAUGAAGAAGAAAUCCCUGGAAGUUUUGUUAGUGUAUUAAUUUCAAGGCGUAGCUGGUAUCGAAUUUACUUGUCUGCACACAUGACAUAUAUUGAUAUCAACAAAGCUGUGUUAAUAGUAUUGUUAAACACCCCUGAGGGUGAAGUUUAUUAUUUUCAACCGUUAACACAUGAUGCUAAAUCGUGCAGUGAACUUUUGAAGUUACCCUAUGAAAUUAAUGGGGAAUUUAUAAAAGACUCUUCAGGAAAUAUACUCUACACUUAUAUUGCAAAGCAUAAAGCCACACAACUCUAUCAUAAAGAUGAAAUCUUUGGUUCUCCUGUAAAUGUGUCUCGACCAGAAACACUGUACAUUGAAUGCAAAACAUUCUUACUACCUGAAUAUGAGAUCUAUGCAUACUUCCUAAACAAGGAUACAGAAGCAAGAUGUACUUCUAAGUCCUAUACGAAACUGAAUGGAAACGAACAUGCAAUAGGGUUCACUGAGGGUAUACAAAUUAAAUAUGAUUAUUGGGAGUGGACUGGAAUUGCGAAAUUCGCUUGUGAGAUAAAUCGUUCAGGAAUAAUAAUGGUGUACACAACUACGACACAAAAUAUGGAUAGAGUUAAGAGCGAUAUACGUCACCAGAUUUCUAUUCUCUACAAUAGAGUAAAUGAGAAAGAAUUCGACAUCUACUUGAAUGAAGAUCUCGACACCGAUUAUAGACUAUUUGCAGUGAAAUUGAAAUCAAAGAUUUAUCACGACAUUUCAGAAACAAUUUCAUUGCUUGUACCAUGA
This is a messenger RNA of Trichobilharzia szidati, 1248 nucleotides long. The record is from the annotation of a GenBank genome assembly. NCBI's taxonomy places the organism in Eukaryota, Metazoa, Platyhelminthes, Trematoda, Strigeidida, Schistosomatidae.